AUGCCAUCGAAGGUCAAGGUCUUUGCGUGGAGGAUGCUUAAAGAUAGAAUUCCGACUCGUAUGCAACUUCUACAUAGAAACAUCAUAGAAGUCAAUGAAGAUUGUUGCUGUGUGCUAGGCUGUUCAGCAAUAGAAGACGUCCAACACCUCUUUUUGGAUUGCGGUAAAAUGAGGACAGUAUGGAUAAACAUCUACCGGUGGUUGGGAAUUCAUGUGGAUUUUACCGUGGACUGUGGGAACCAUCUUUUGCAGUUUGUGGAUAACCUGAAACGGUUCUGUCCGGUGAAGAGAGCGGCCUCACUUUGGGCUGCAGUUUGUUGGUGUGCAUGGAAACAUAGGAAUGCAAUCUUAUUUGAAAAUGCAAUGGAAGACUUGGAGGAUCUUGUGCACAAAGUGAAGAUGUACUCAUGGUGGUGGAUGGCAAUAGGUUGUAGAAAAAUGGUUGUAUGUUCAUUUUAUGACUGGCCCUGUAAUGUAGGUUUGAUUUCAUGUAAGAAGUUGGGUUUGAGUCUGGUGGUUUACUCCACAGAACAAUUGUAA
This is a messenger RNA of Vicia villosa (hairy vetch), 540 nucleotides long. RefSeq lists its product as uncharacterized. NCBI's taxonomy places the organism in Eukaryota, Viridiplantae, Streptophyta, Magnoliopsida, Fabales, Fabaceae. The record is from RefSeq and is a predicted model, not a curated record. The transcript is spliced from 2 exons. The coding region runs from base 1 to 540 and encodes 179 amino acids.